Molecule: messenger RNA, 669 nt
Organism: Dibothriocephalus latus
Lineage: Eukaryota; Metazoa; Platyhelminthes; Cestoda; Diphyllobothriidea; Diphyllobothriidae
Source: the annotation of a GenBank genome assembly
AUGGUUCCGUUGGUCGAACAGCAGUCUAUCCUGUUUGACGGAAUGGUUAAUGAUUUUGACCAGUGUUUGCGGAUUUACCGAAAGCUGGAAAACGUCCUUCGAAAACCCAUUGAACAGGUCGAGGUUCUGCAGGACGAACUGAUGCGAGUUAAGUUGCGUGAAGCCGAAGGUCUGCUACAGAUGAAGGAACUGCGCCAACGCUUGAACGAAAUUCAGUCACUCUGGGAGGAUCAUUGUGGUCGACGAAAGGCCAGCAAACCUCCUGACGUGCAGGGCUUCCUUCGCACCAGCACUGGCUUGUUGCAGUCCAAGAUUCUCGGCAAAUCUUCAAACUCGGAAUUGGAUGUCCAACAUCUGUCUGACCGGAUCCUUGAGGCCAAGUAUUUAACACAGAUUGCGGAUCUUCAACAGAAGGUUAAAGAACUUACCGCGCAUGAAGAACUGGCUUCCCGACAGGCAAGCAGGCAUGAUGACAUGCUGGCGAGCCUUCAGGAUAAACUGGACUCUAGCUUACUUCGAGAGGCCUCAUUGAUUGCGGAACUCAAGCAGGCGGAGUGCGGUAUCGUCGAUGUAGAAGCCAAGGUCAGUUAUCACUCAUAUUUUGUGCGAACAUGUUUCCUACCUCUAGUGUAUAAUAUAAUCUGCAAAUAUUCCCAUUUUGCGACUUAG